Vigna unguiculata (cowpea) is the source of this 423-nucleotide messenger RNA. RefSeq lists its product as uncharacterized. The record is from RefSeq and is a predicted model, not a curated record. NCBI's taxonomy places the organism in Eukaryota, Viridiplantae, Streptophyta, Magnoliopsida, Fabales, Fabaceae.
AAAAUUAACACUAAUUAACAACAUUUGAUUCUUCAUGCAACAUAAGAUGGACUCCCAAAAUGCAAGCUACAAUGUUGGGCAAGCCAAGGGUCAAGCUCAGGAAAAGGCUAGCAACAUGAUGGACAAGGCUAGCGAUGCUGCUAAUUCUGCUCAAGAUUCCAUGCAACAGGUUGGGCAACAAAUGCAGGAAAAGGCACAAGGAGCUGCUGAUUCUAUCAAGAGUGCUUUGAAUUCAAAGAAUUAAAAAGCUAAAUGGAUCGUUAAUUAUGCUUGAAUUUCUUCCCUUCAAAUAAACCUUGUUUUUGUUCAUCUACAUAUUUUGUAGAAAUGUCAUUCUUUUUUAUAUUAGAUGUAUUUAUCUUAUUUCAAUUUGUAGAAACAUCAUUCAAUUUUAUUUCAAAUGUAACCAUUUUCCUUUGAUUU